This is a messenger RNA of Notolabrus celidotus (New Zealand spotty), 847 nucleotides long. RefSeq names its product submandibular glandular kallikrein-9-like. Gene Ontology annotation, molecular function: serine-type endopeptidase activity. The record is from RefSeq and is a predicted model, not a curated record. Gene Ontology annotation, biological process: proteolysis. Bases 85 to 840 code for a protein of 251 amino acids. The transcript has 5 exons. NCBI's taxonomy places the organism in Eukaryota, Metazoa, Chordata, Actinopteri, Labriformes, Labridae.
GCCCAGUGUGAUAGCAGCUGUAUAAAAGCAGCAUGCGAUCCACUAAGAGGGAGUCAACCUUCUGAAGUGAUCAAGGGGACGACAAUGAAGCUCUGCUUGGUCUUCACUUUGGUGUUCGCUGAUGCUGCACUGGGUGCCAUCGAGAAGAGGAUUCUUGGGAGUCUGCCAUGCAAAACGGACAGGCAGUACCAUGUUAAGAUCAAGUCUGACCAAAGGAAGACUUUCUGCGGGGCUCUCUUGCUCAACACUCACUGGAUCAUCACUGCUGCUCAUUGUGGAGGACAGCGUCUGACGGUGACGGUUGGUGUCAAUUAUGAUGCACCCUUCUUUUCAAAUCCUUUUACAAAUACAGACAAGCAAACCAUCGAAACUAAACAACAGUUUGUUUUCAAAGAAGAGGACGGGCUUCCCCAUGACAUCCUGCUCAUAAAACUGAAUAAGCCAUCAGAUGCUAAAUUUCCCACAGUGAGUCUUCCUCCUGAGGAGUGUACCAGACCAGAGCAGAGCCAGCAGGUUAAGGUUGGAGGCAGGGGAGCUGCAGAAACCUCAAAAGACAAACCUCCAAGAAAGCUGAUGUGUGCCAUCACAGAAAUGUCAACAUGUGGUGACAAUGAUAAGCCUGACAGCAAAUACCACAGUGAUGAAGCUACCACCAUGUGUGCCUUUAAAGCUGGUGUGGAGUCCUGCUACGGUGAUGCAGGCUCAGCUGUGGAGUAUAAAGGCCUUCUGUAUGGGAUCAUUGUCAGCAACCCUACGGACAAGUGUGCAAACCCCAUUGUUAUGCUGGAUAUUUGCUUCUACAGGAAGUGGAUUGACAAGAUCAUGAAGGAAAAUAUUUGAUAAACUU